This is a messenger RNA of Schistocerca gregaria, 690 nucleotides long. RefSeq lists its product as uncharacterized. Bases 1 to 690 code for a protein of 229 amino acids. NCBI's taxonomy places the organism in Eukaryota, Metazoa, Arthropoda, Insecta, Orthoptera, Acrididae. The record is from RefSeq and is a predicted model, not a curated record. The transcript is spliced from 3 exons.
AUGGCAAACUGCGUGAUCUCGCACGGCCCACGUGGUUACGCUGUCCACCGCAGUAGAGCGCUGCAAGCGCCAAGUUGGGUAGAGGUGGACGUCUGCACCUCGGACACAACAGCCCAGUACACCUUCAACCCUCACGACGGCGGUUUCGGUUCGUGCCUCACGGAAGUGUCGCAUCCCGUCUGCCGAGCGCUAGGCGUCAUCGCGAAGACGCAGAAAGGCAGUCGGAAUAGGUCCAGCCAAAUCCGUACAUCCCAUCCGACACUUUAUGGUGAUUCUCAUGUCAGGGCAGUCACCAUAUUGUACGUGGUCCGGAAUGUAGCUGUCCACCUCGAGAGCCUAGCAAGUGUUGAACCUCGUGAAGAUGGCCAGUGGACCGACAAUGAAGAAAGUGUGCUUCGGAAAUUCACGCAUACCGAAGGCGGACACAAACGAGGAGUGAAGAAUUUCAGCGUCUUUAGACUCCGUGGACAAACAGCAGGCGCUGCUGAGAGCUUGCCUGCCGCCAUGUUGGCCCUGAACAUCCUGUGCCUGAAGCGCAGGCGCUCCUCCAGCUGGGCGCCCGCCGGGGGAUCCCCGCUGUCCGGCAGCGGCAAAGGAAUCCUGUCAGCAGCGCGGGGCAGCCGAGGCGGAGGUGGCGCCGCGCCGCCAUCAUGCGGUGCCGCCGCGAACAACACCGUCGCUUACAGGUAA